Dipodomys ordii (Ord's kangaroo rat) is the source of this 1026-nucleotide messenger RNA. RefSeq names its product NADP-dependent malic enzyme-like. Gene Ontology annotation, biological process: malate metabolic process; pyruvate metabolic process. The record is from RefSeq and is a predicted model, not a curated record. Bases 1 to 1026 code for a protein of 341 amino acids. The transcript has 8 exons. NCBI's taxonomy places the organism in Eukaryota, Metazoa, Chordata, Mammalia, Rodentia, Heteromyidae. Gene Ontology annotation, molecular function: malate dehydrogenase (decarboxylating) (NADP+) activity; malate dehydrogenase (decarboxylating) (NAD+) activity. Gene Ontology annotation, cellular component: mitochondrion.
AUGGAGGACUCUGGAUACAGUAGUACACGUUGUCCACCAUCUGGCAACAAUAGGAAGCCCCAAGAGUUGCACCACAACUCAAGCAGGCAUAUUGAGGGUAUUGUGAGUGAGGGUAGUUUUCUGGACGAGGAUAUUCUUGAUUGUGAGGGUGUUGUGGAUGAGUGUAUUCUGGAUGAGGGUGUUCUUUGUGAGGAUGUUCUAGGUGAGGGUAUUGUGGGUCUGCUGCCUGUAAUGAUAAAGGAUGAAGUGCCAUUACUGAAUGCCAUUGCUGAGGAGCAUGUGCUAGUACCUGUGACCCCAGGUUCCACUUCUAGUCAAGAGUACUGCUGGGGAGAUUCUUGCAGGCAUGUUAUCUGGGACUUGGCCUUUUCGCUGGAGGAAAGGCAGCAGCUGAACAUCCACGGGCUCCUGCCUCCCUGCUUCGUUUCCCAGGAGAUCCAACUCCUGAGGGUGGUGAAGAACUUCGAGCGCCUCAGCUCUGACUUUGACAGGUAUCUCCUCCUGAUGGAUCUUCAAGACAGAAACGAGAAGCUCUUCUAUAGAGUGCUGCUGUCGGACAUCGAGAAGUUCAUGCCCAUUGUGUACACCCCCACCGUGGGACUAGCUUGCCAGCAGUAUAGUUUGGCGUUUCGGAAGCCAAGAGGCCUCUUCAUCAGCAUCCAUGACCGGGGUCACAUUGCUUCGGUUCUCAACGCCUGGCCGGAAGACGUCAUCAAGGCUGUGGUGGUGACGGAUGGGGAGCGCAUCCUGGGCCUGGGUGACCUGGGCUGCAACGGCAUGGGCAUCCCCGUGGGCAAGCUGGCGCUGUACACAGCCUGCGGGGGUGUCAACCCGCAGCAGUGCCUGCCCGUGCUGCUGGACGUGGGCACACAGAACGAGGCAUUACUUAAAGAUCCGCUGUACAUUGGACUCCGGCAGAAGAGAGUGAGAGGCCCAGAUUAUGACAACUUUUUGGAUGAAUUCAUGGAGGCGGUUUCUUCCAAGUACGUCUAUCUUUAUUUCCUCUGUUCUUGGGCUGAACUUUAA